AUGAAUUUUCAUUCCUCAAGUAUAUCUGAAGAAGAUACCAUUAAAGGUAAAAGAUUAGAGUAUCCAACGCGACGUAGAAAAUCAUCAGAAAUCUCAGACUUCUAUUACACCGAUAGUGAUGACGGAAGCUCACAAGACAGUUUAGAUUCGAGUGAAAUUGCCGAAUUAUCUGAAAACGACUCCGAAGUUGAAAUUCGUCGAACUCCUUCAAAUUACUGUGCGCCGCCAACUAGCGGUCUUCUCAAAGUAUCCAGACCAAAAAAUAGCAGAUCUCGGGCUUUUUCGAAUCUCUCAGAUGUUGAUGAAUUGCCAGACUGCGCCCCUGGAAUAAGCAGGGCAAAAAUUAAAACAAACAAGACCAACAAUGAUGGUGAAGGCGUUAAAGGUGAAAGAACGUCUACCCACAUUUUGAAACGUUGGCAUCGAAGAAAGAGAGCAGGCCGAAGAUACUCGGUGACAAGUGAAAGUUCUUCCGAUUUGGGUAUUUCGACCUCAGAUAUUGACGAAAACUUGCCAAAAUCCGGUGAAAUUAAGUAA
Rodentolepis nana is the source of this 537-nucleotide messenger RNA. NCBI's taxonomy places the organism in Eukaryota, Metazoa, Platyhelminthes, Cestoda, Cyclophyllidea, Hymenolepididae. The record is from the annotation of a GenBank genome assembly.